AUGGAUUACCAGAAGCUAAAUGAGGCCACACGAAAAGAUCACUACUCAGUUCCCUUCAAUUAUCAGAUACUUGACCGACUAGACGGGCAGGAGUACUAUUGUUUCUUAGAUGGGUAUUUCGUAUAUAAUCAUAUUUUGAUUGCGCCCGAGGAUCAAGAAAAGACCACAUUCACAUGUCCUUAUGGUACAUAUGCUUUUAAGCGCAUGCCAGUUGGACUUUGCAAUGCGCCAGCAAUGUUUCAAUGGUGUAUGAUUGCCAUUUUUCAUGAUAUGGUGGAGGAAAUUGUAGAGGUGUUCAUGGAAGAUUUCUCUGUCUUUGGGAAGUCUUUUGAGGUAUGUCUCCAGAAUCUUAAUAAAGUACUUGCUAGAUGUGAAGAAACAAAUUUAGUACUGAACUGGGAAAAGUGCCAGUUCUUAGUUCGAGAGGGUUUUUAUCGGAGAUUCAUCAAGGAUUUUUCCAAGAUUGCAAGACCUAUGUGGAUUCUUUUGGAGAAGGAGGUGAGAUUUGAAUUUGAUGAGAUGCGUUUGAAAGCUUUUGAGAUGCUGAAGAGGAACUUAAUUGAAGCUCCCAUCUUAAUUGCUCCUAAUUGGGAAUUACCGUUUGAACUCAUGUGUGAUGCAAGCAAUAUAGAAGUGGGUGCUCUAUUGGGAAAAAUGAAAGAUAAAGUGUUCCAUUCAAUCUAUUAUGCAAGUAGGACCCUGGAUUCUGCACAAGCUAAUUACACAGUGACUGAGAAGGAGAGGCUAGCUCUAGUGUUCGCCUUCGAUAAGUUCAGAUCGUAUUUGAUAGGUACCAAGGUUAUUGUUUAUACUGACCAUGCAACUGUUAGGUUGGAAGAUUUUUCCCAUGUACAUGAAGGGGAACAAAUUCGAGAAGAUUUUAUGGAUGAACAGUUGAUGGCAUUAGAUAUCUCCCAAAUGCUUGGGUAUGUGAACAUAGUGAAUCUGAUAGUAAGUGGAGAGUACCGUCCGGAUGCAACCACCCAACAAAAGAAAAAGCUAACUCAUGUUGCUAUGUUCUAUAUCUCGGAUGAACUAUUCUUAUUCAAGCAAGGUGUGGAUCGGGUGGUAAGAAGAUGCAUUCCAGAGUAUGAGGUAAAGAAAGUACUCAAAAGUUGUCAUGCUAGCCCAUAUGGAGGUCACCAUGGAGGAGAGUGCACGGCGCAUAAGGUGGUCGAUCUUCCAUCGAAUGAUUUAAGAGUUGUCAUUAAGUUCAUCAAGAAGAACAUUUUCACUCAUUUUGUCACUCCAAGGGAAAUCAUAAGUGAUGGAGGUAAGCAUUUCAUUAACCAUCUAGUGAAAAAUCUUCUUGCUAAGUAUGGUAUUCAUCAUAAGGUUUCUACAACUUACCAUCCUCAAACAAGUGGGCAAGUGGAAGUUUCGAAUAGAGAGGUGAAACACAUUUUCCAAAAAACGGUGAAUGCACAAAGAAAGGAUUGGUCAGUGAAGCUGGAUGAUGCAUUGUGGGCAUAUAGAACUGCAUAUAAGACACACAUAUGGACUUCUGUCUAUCACAUAGUGUUCGGCAAAACAUGUUAUCUUCCGGUAGAGUUAGAACACCAAGCAUAUUGGGCAAUAAAGAAGUUGAAUCUUGACCUCAAGAUGGCCGGUAGGAAGAGAGUGGAUCAAUUACAUGAACUUUAG
This is a messenger RNA of Solanum tuberosum (potato), 1644 nucleotides long. RefSeq lists its product as uncharacterized. The transcript is spliced from 4 exons. Gene Ontology annotation, biological process: DNA integration. The coding region runs from base 1 to 1644 and encodes 547 amino acids. NCBI's taxonomy places the organism in Eukaryota, Viridiplantae, Streptophyta, Magnoliopsida, Solanales, Solanaceae. Gene Ontology annotation, molecular function: nucleic acid binding. The record is from RefSeq and is a predicted model, not a curated record.